Ambispora gerdemannii is the source of this 576-nucleotide messenger RNA. The record is from the annotation of a GenBank genome assembly. Lineage: Eukaryota; Fungi; Glomeromycota; Glomeromycetes; Archaeosporales; Ambisporaceae.
AUGUCUCCUAGUUUUCUUUACUCAUUUGAUCUGGAUAAUAAUAAAGAGUUAUUAAGUAGAUGUCAAAGAAACAGGGCACCUUUGUUUGGUUAUUUGUUACCAGCUAUUGGAUUUGGUUUUGAUUUACAAAUUAAAUUAGGUAAAAGAGAUUACGUUAGCAGUUGUCGACAAACUUAUUCCUACGAGUAUGGUUUGCUUGGAGGCAAGGAUGAACAUAAUCAAAAUAUUCAAAGCAGUAAAAAUAUGAAUAUGUCGCGAAGAUAUCAACUCAUUGUUCCAAAACGCUGUGAACCACCGCCAGAACCUGAUGCGACUAAACUUAACUUUGCUUAUCCAAGAAAUUUAUGGAAUACUUGGAUAAAACUCGAACAAGAAAAUUUAGAAAUCAAGAAUCGGCUGCUGCAAUUAGACGGCACAGCGUUAUCCCAAUACCGUCAAUUACAUUCAUACGAACUCGCACAAUUGUGUAAUCUCUGUCCUGUAGAAUUGGAUGAAGCGAAAAUGAUGAUUCCAUCACUAGCGGGAAAAUUUUCAGACGAACAAAUACGUGAAAUGAUUGAUCUGCUUAAGCUUUAG